AUAAGCUCGAAAAUAUGUUAGACGUUAUAAGUAAUUAAAUGGAAUUAUAUACAAUAAAAGUUCAUGCAUACUGAAAACAGAGCUAAAUAUUAAAAAGUUCAAAAAUAAUAAGAACACUAUGUGAUAAUCCGCGUAAGGCGCAGAGUGAAAUAUCUAAAAUAGUUACUUGUUUGCAUUUUAAAAUUAAAUAUGUAUUUGCAAUUUUUUAUUUUUUCUCUCUCUAUGUAUAAGAAUAUUUUUAAAAUUUAGUAAAACAUAGCAAGGACACGAAUUUUGUAGUUUACUCGUGUAUAUAAUAGAAUUUGUUUGUUUGUAGUGAAUGCAAUUUUAGUAUUGAACAUAUAUAUAAUAAUUAAAAUAUUAGGUUAGAUUUCUAUAACUAUGGGGUGAUUGGUUGGGUUGUAACAAGUGACUUUAGCUUUAAUUUUUAUCUACAGUUUUAAAAACCAUCAAUCAUGCUUUAUAUUAGUUUUUAAAACUACAACAAAAAAAUUAAAGUUACAGCCAAAAAACAGAAAAACUAGUUAUAAAAAUCUUAUUUUCUAAAGUCCCAUAUUUUAUACUAUAGAAAAUUUUAAAGUUAUAUCUCUUAAAGCUAAAUCAAAAAAUUCUACACACUAAUUUUAAAGUAAAUUUUCUACAGUUACAGCUCAACUAAUUUUAGAGUUAGAUAUAAAGUAUAGAAGAAUUUUAUUUUAUAUUAUUAUGGUUUGUGGCUAAUUUGGGUCAUUUUUAUCUAGACAAUUAUAUCUAAAUAAAAUAUUCAUAAAUAAGUAGAAUUUAUAAUGUAUUUCCUAUAUUUAUAAGUUACAAUUCACAACAUUACUUUUUGUCAUCGGUUCGCGUCAAUUAGUUACUAAAAUUUAGUCUCUCUAUCGUAUCAAAUUGAAACUCUGUCUUCCAGUCACCAAUUUGUUACAGUUGCAACCGUAAACUUAGUCACAAUUAUGUCACGGUCGUUACUUAAUAUAGUUUUGUCACAGUUAUGUCACUAAUUGUGACAAAAAAUUGUUACGCCACAAUUCGUCACAAUAUUGUGACAAACUAGCUACUAAUAUGUGACAUAAAACUUUAGAAACAAAAUCGUUUGUAAUAUGUCACAAAUUUGUUACGGUUAACUCUAGUCAUAAAAUUUCGUCAAAAUUACGGGUAACUUCGAAUUCAGCUAUUCUGUACUAUUUCCACGUCACUAAUUAAUCAGAGUUCAGUAUAAUCAGAAGAAAUAAUGGUGUAUCUAGCGUUGUAAAAAACAAAAUUAAUGAUCUAUCUAGUUAUAAAAGGGAAAAUAAUGUAUUAUAUUAUGAUUGGAGCGUUCACGUGAUUCAUGCAACAAGGACUGCGAUCAACUGUAUAUUACUGAUUAAAGUCUACAAAUGUUUAAUGUUUUGCAUGAAUAAAAUAUAUGAAUUAACUAAACUAGCUACGAGAAUCCAAACACAAUUUUUAAACUACUCAAAGAAACGAAUUAACUAUCUAGUCCAUCAAGUAGUUAACAAAAUUAAUGACUAUGAAUUUGAAUAAAUUUGUAAUAGUAUAUCAUGCAAAAUUACUAUUCAUCUUCUUACUGUUCAUUUGCUAAAUGUGGUUUGUUUACCAGAAAAUCAAAAAGUGGUAAGACUUCGAUCAAGCAUUUUAUGCCUGCGUGCACCUAGCAUUUUGAACAGUAGUUUUGAUUUUAACUAGUUUACUUAAUAUUCUAGUUCCUUUCUGUCAGUUAGAUCUAUCUACCUAUACGUAUGAGUUGUGACCUAGUUGUUUUAUGUUAUCUUUUCUUAGCUGUUUAUUUUUAGGAAUAUUCUAGUCUCUUUUGGACCCAGAAUAAGAAAAUAUUUUCUGUAUAUAUACCCCCAACCCCGUUGUUGUUCUUCUACUCACUCACAAAUCAAUUCUUCAUUUUCUCAGAAGACAUCAGAACACAAGACCAUCUCUCUGUCGCCUUAAAAGCCUCUUCUUACCAUGGCAACGACAGCAACAUCGGCGGCUCCAUCACCUGGAUCUGUUCAGAAACACGAUGAGGAGUGGCGUGCGGUUCUGUCUCCUGAACAAUUUAGAGUUCUCAGGGAAAAGGGAACAGAAGCCCGAUUCAAAGGAGAAUAUACAAAACUGUUCGAGGAAGGAACCUAUGCGUGUGCUGGCUGUGCGACUCCUCUUUAUAAGUCCACCACCAAGUUCGACUCUGGUUGUGGUUGGCCUGCCUUCUUCGACGCUAUUCCCGGUGCCAUUAUACAAACUCUGGAGCCAGAUGGGAAAAGAGUUGAGAUCACAUGCGCAAAAUGCGAUGGACAUUUAGGUCAUGUUUUCAAAGGAGAAGGAUUCCCCACGGCUACCGAUGAGCGUCACUGCGUCAACAGUGUUUCUCUUAAGUUUAAUUCUUCCGAAACUUCCUCCUAAUAAAUCGAUAUAUAUCCAUUUAUUGUUUGGACCAAUUCUUCUCCUAGAAGAGAAUAAAAAAAUCGAGUCAAGUCGUUUAACGAACAACUUAUGCAAGAUGGAACAAAAAAUGUGGGAUUAGAAAGUCAUAGCUUCAGGUAUAAAUAUUGAUGAAUUCAGAUGAUCCGAGCAAGAAGAAAGAGCAACUAAGGGAACCCAAGAGAGCAGCGUAGAGAAGUUAAUUAGUGUAAUUUAUCGUGUGUUGAGAUUCAAGUCUUGUUCUUAGUUUUUUUACUCUAGUUUCUGUAUUGUACCUAAACACAAGAGUGACCAAGUUAAAGUUUGUGUAAUCCUUUGGUAAUAAAUUUUUGUGUCGUUAGUUUCUAUCUUGUCUCAAAUCUCAUAAAUUCUAAACAUUAGUUUUGAUUAGUUUUUACUU
Brassica rapa (field mustard) is the source of this 2809-nucleotide messenger RNA. Its product is annotated as peptide methionine sulfoxide reductase B9. Gene Ontology annotation, molecular function: peptide-methionine (R)-S-oxide reductase activity. Gene Ontology annotation, biological process: response to oxidative stress; protein repair. NCBI's taxonomy places the organism in Eukaryota, Viridiplantae, Streptophyta, Magnoliopsida, Brassicales, Brassicaceae. The record is from RefSeq and is a predicted model, not a curated record.